This is a messenger RNA of Megalobrama amblycephala (Wuchang bream), 4874 nucleotides long. It is a transcript of the gene sik3, whose product is annotated as SIK family kinase 3. NCBI's taxonomy places the organism in Eukaryota, Metazoa, Chordata, Actinopteri, Cypriniformes, Xenocyprididae. The record is from RefSeq and is a predicted model, not a curated record. Gene Ontology annotation, biological process: protein phosphorylation; intracellular signal transduction; microtubule cytoskeleton organization. Gene Ontology annotation, molecular function: ATP binding; protein serine/threonine kinase activity; tau-protein kinase activity. Gene Ontology annotation, cellular component: cytoplasm.
GCCACGGCGACAUCCAUGAGAGGGCGCUGCGCAAAGGGGCGGCGCUCGCGUCCUGACGCACGGCGGGGGCGUGUCCGGAGAGCGCGCUGCGCGUCCUCGCUUGUUGUUCCCGCAGAGAGGGCAGAAGAUGGCGGCCGUGUCGAGCGGGGCUGCCGCCGCCGCCGGGAUUCCGCACCCGAACCGCGAGCGAGCGCAGCCCGCCGCCUCCAUACACCACCCGAACGCGAACCGAGCCGCCGCCGCGGGCGUCGGUCGCCCGCCCCCCGUGCGCGUCGGCUACUAUGAGAUGGAGCGGACCAUCGGGAAGGGCAAUUUCGCUGUGGUCAAACUCGCCACGCACAUGAUCACCAAAGCGAAGGUCGCGAUAAAGAUCGUUGAUAAGACUCAGCUGGACGAUGAGAAUCUGAAGAAGAUCUUUCGGGAGGUUCAGAUCAUGAAGAUGCUGCGGCACCCUCACAUCAUUCGACUGUACCAGGUGAUGGAGACAGAGCGAUUGAUCUAUUUGGUGACCGAAUAUGCCAGCGGAGGAGAGAUCUUCGAUCAUCUGGUGGCUCACGGACGGAUGGCGGAGAAAGACGCUCGGCGGAAGUUCAAGCAGAUCGUAGCGGCGGUUUAUUUCUGCCACUGUAGGAACAUCGUCCACAGAGACCUGAAAGCAGAAAACCUGCUGCUGGACCACAACCUGAACAUCAAGAUCGCAGAUUUCGGCUUCAGUAAUCUGUUUUCUCGAGGGCAGCUGCUGAAGACGUGGUGUGGCAGUCCUCCGUACGCUGCGCCCGAACUGUUCGAGGGAAAAGAGUAUGAUGGACCGAAAGUGGACAUAUGGAGUCUGGGUGUGGUGUUGUAUGUCCUGGUCUGUGGCGCAUUACCGUUCGAUGGAAGCACUUUACAGAACCUCCGCGCUCGUGUCCUCAGCGGGAAAUUCCGGAUCCCAUUCUUUAUGUCCACAGACUGUGAGUAUCUGAUCAGACACAUGUUGAUUCUGGAACCCAGUCGACGGCUUUCAAUGGAGCAGAUCUGCAAGAACAAGUGGAUGAGACAAGGAGACCCAGAUCCAGAGUUUGACAGACUGAUAGCAGAAUGUGAGCAGGUGAAGGUGGAAAGAGAAACAGAGUUAAUUAAUGAGCAGGUGUUAAUGGCCAUGUCAGAUAUGGGCUUUGACCGUGAGAGGACCUUACAGUCUCUGCACACGGACGCGUAUGAUCACUACAGCGCCACCUACAGUCUGCUGUCUGACAAGCUGAAGCGGCACAAGAACCUGUGCAUGGCUCCGCCCACGCCCCGCCCCCUCUACCCGCUGCAGGAUCAGAGUAAUGCCGUCAGUAUGACGGUACCGCAGGUCCAGCUCAUAAACCCCGAGAAUCAGAUCGUUGAGACGGAUGGGCCGAUGGCUCUGGACAGUGAUGAGGGAGAAGAGCCCAGUCCAGAGGCGAUGGCCCGAUACCUGUCCAUGAGACGCCACACUGUAGGCGUUCCCGACCCCAGGGCCGAGAUUCAGGAGGAUCUUCAGAAACUGGCCCCUGGGUUUCCGCGUGUGGCCCCUCAGCCGCCCUUCCCUCCGCUGGUACCCACCAUGGCGCAGAUGCAUCUGAUGCCCACUCAGAACAUGCAGCCCACACAGCAGCUAGAGUACAAGGAGCAGUCUCUGCUGCAGCCUCCGACCCUUCAGCUGCUGAACGGCAUGGGUCCUCUGGGCCGCCGGGCGUCCGACGGCGGAGCCAACAUUCAGCUUCACGCGCAGCAGCUGUUGAAGAGGCCGCGCGGUCAGUCGCCGCUGGUCACCAGCCCGCAUCCGAUUCCCGCCGUGGCUCCGGUGGAUGAGGAGGGAUCUGACGCUGAACCGGAUCCGGAGGCCGUUCAGAGGUAUCUGGCGAACAGUUCCAAGCGGCACACAACACACGGCACGGGUCCCUGUCACAUGACCAGCGAGCUCUCGGCAGACACACAGAGAGCCCGGCAGAGGGGCUGGACCCCCGAACAACACUGCCGGUCGUCGUAUAAAGACUGUAACACCCUUCACCUGCCGAUGGAGCGGUUCUCUCCGGUCAGACGUUUCUCUGAUGGAGCCGCCACCAUACAAGCGUUCAAGACCCAGCUGGAGAACAACAGCCUCAUCCGACAGCUCAAACAGGAGUGUGAGCAGCUUCAGAAGAUGUACGCGGCUUCGCAGGACGAGCGGCUGAUGGAGCACACGCAGCAACAGCACGUCCUCUACCAGCAAGAACAGCAGAUCCUACACCAGCAAAUACAGGCCCUGUCUUUAGGACAUGGAGAAAACCAGCCCAGCAGUCACCUUACAUACCAGCUACAGAGGUUGCGUAUUCAGCCCUCCAGUCCUCCACCUACGCAUCCUAACAACCAUCUCUUCAGGCCAGCCAAUCAGAGUCCUCCGCCGGGGAGUCAGGGGAUGAUGCAAGCGCACGGCGGGCCGUCUGCGGUUCAGUUUCAGCAUGGCUCCGCCCUCUACCAGUCUCCCAGCGCCAGCCCUCCCCCCACCAGCCUCCCCCGCAUGGCGCUGCCCAAUCAGCAACCUCCGCCGCCAGGCUCCGCCCGCGCAUUAGCGCAGCAGCAGCAGCAGCAAGUGACCAUUCAGGUGCAGGAGGUGGAGCUCGGGGGCGGAGCCCAGCGGCAGGCCUUCCUCGCGACGCCGUGUCACAGAGUUCUGGGGAAGCAGUUGAGCGCCGAUAACGCGGAAACUCACAGUCGCAGUUUGAGUCGCUUCCACACUUCCACGUACGAGCAGUUUAACCCGCACCUGUUUGGCGAGGGCGGCAUGAGCAGCGUCAUAGGCACCUAUAACCCCUACCUGCAGGGGGCGUCUCUGAAGGUGCCGGGGCUGGAGGGCUAUCAGGGCGCCGCGGUCGGUUACGGCAGUCCGUCUGCGCUGCAGCAAGCUCUGCUGUCGCCCACGCCGCUGGAGUACCGGCCGGCCCAGCAGCACGUCACGCCCACCUUGCAGGGCCUCCUCUCGCCGCGGCACUCGCUCACGGGACACGCCGACCCGCGCCUGCCCCCGCAAGACCUCGCCGCGCUGCUCAAGCGGCAGAGCCCGCGCACCGCCCCGCCCUCCACAGCCACGCCCACCAACCCACAGGACUACGGAGAGAUGCUGCUGCUACAGCAACUGGGCCAAGCCGCCGAGAGCUUAGAGUCCGGCCCCCCGCAAGCCCCGCCCACACAGCACUACCAUCACCUGCUCCAAAUCAGGACGGCGCCCGAGUGCUCCGCCCCUCACUCAGAGAGCAUGGAGGAGGACGAGAUGCCGGCCUAUCACGAGGGCCUGCUGGCCAAAGCCGCCGCCCCCUGUGCAGAGGCACACGAGCUGCUGGCUCCGCCCCUCGGCAGCACGCCGCCCUACUCCUCCCCCACACAUAGACACGCCUACAUGCGCGGCGUCACGGCGAGCAGAGAACCGUGUGACGCCACAGACUGUCGCGGGAUGGAGGGAGAUCAUAACGGUUACGGCUCACGCGCCACACAGGGCGACGCCUACAGGACGCGAGGAUCAUUACAGCGACAUCACACCAUCCAGACCUGCGACGACGCCUACGAGCAGGUGGAGCCGAUGUCUGGAAUGAGCUUAUUGGCUGGGAAGGCGCUAAGCUCCGCCCGCAUGUCGGACAUCCUCAGCCAGUCGUCUCUGACAGGAAGCCAGCAGCUGCAGCAGAGGGACGGGUCAGCGUGUGACGUGGAGGCGGAUGUUCACCCCGCGUCAUGUUACCCGUCCUCCUGCACCAGUGACAUGCUGCUAAGCUACAAAACCCCCGACCUGCAGUACAGUGUGGAACAGGCCGGGGUCUAAUGAACACAGGGGUGUAUUUGCUGUAUAAAGCUCAUAUCCGUCUGCUGUGUUGUGCUGUCAUGCCAAAUCCUCAUCGUCUGUCUGUCGGGGUGCCGUGGGUGCGGCGUGCACGCAGGGGGCGGAGCACUCGGCUUCCUCUUCGAUGCCAUUGGCCGUCAUGACCCGGGAGUCUCUCUGAUUGGCUGGGGCGAGUGCCGCCCGUCUGCUGCAGCCCAAUAAUCAUCCGCCCCUCCCCCACCCGACCACGCCCUCUUACCGUCGCCAUAGCAGCGCUCUCGCGCACUCUGAGGCUUACACAGAGUCUUAUGUAAACACACACACACACACACACGAAGAGACGUCAUUACCAAACGCCACAAACCCAAAGUAUUUCACGUGAAGCCUGUGCUGCGGCGGGGCGUCGCGGAUCAUUCCGGUCGGGCCGUGACGUCACGAUCGACCCCUUCCGCCGGGACGGCUGACUCUCAUUCGCUCUCUUCUUUCUUCACUUCUGUUUUUUUAUUUUUAACGCAUUUUUAUGGCUAAUGUUCUGUAGGAAUUAUGAUCAUUAUUGUUCUUGUUUUCUGUAAAAGACGUUUUAUGGUUAUGACAUUAUUAAAAAGAAUGAUUAUUAUUAUUAUUAAAACCGUUCUAUGUUGCAACAAGAGAACAGCAGCGUUCGUUUCCUCACAAAGUGAUUUUUGCACUUUCAGAGUUUGUUUUGCUUUUCUUUCCUGUUUCUUGUUCACCUCCUUCAUUCCAUCCGUCCGUCUGUCUGUCUGUCCGAUGUCAGUGACAGAUGCAUUGUGGGUAGUUUCACAGAUCGUGUACUGCUCAUAGCUGAUGAUGAUGAUGUUUAAGCUUCAUUUCUGUUUCAAAGCUUUAUUGGUUAUUUUUUUGUGGAUGUUGUUGGAAAAGCUUUUGUAUAUUGUUAAUUUUGCUCUUUCUGUUCUGAUGUCAUGUGGAUGUUUUUAGCUGAAUGUACAGACAGACAGACAGACGCUUCAUUUCACGUCUUUCUACCAGUUUAAAGCAGAAACGUAUGGAAGCUCCUCUCCGCCACGGAAUAAAAACAAAAGGUAAUUGCGAAUUU